AUGGUAGGGGUUUCAUUUAACGAUGGAGAUUAUGGUGGCGGUUGUGGAAGACAACGUACAAACAGUUUCUACUCAAGGUACAACCUUUGUGUUACUAUCGCUAAUGCUGCAUUAAAAACCCCUUCUCUAUCAAUAUAUUCUUCACUUCUCACUUGUCAGAAUCUUUUGCUGUGUUAUCUGAUUAAGGAGUCGAGCUCAAAGCUACAAAUGGCACCCAAGAAUGGUCGUGGUAAGACAAAAGGCGACAAGAAGAAGAAAGAAGAAAAGGUUCUUCCCGUUGUGAUGGAUAUAAAAGUAAACCUUCCGGACGAGUCUCACGUCAUUCUAAAGGGAAUAUCUACCGAUAGAAUCAUAGAUGUUCGUCGAUUAUUAACGGUGAACACCGCGACUUGUCAUCUCACCAAUUUUUCGUUCUCUCACGAGGUGAGGGGCCCGCGAUUGAAAGACACGGUGGACGUUGCCGCACUAAAGCCCUGUCUCCUCACGCUCGUAGAAGAGGAUUACGAUGAAGGGAGCGCCACGGCGCACGUCAGGAAGCUGCUGGACAUUGUCGCUUGCACGACAUCGUUUGGACCGUCGGCGAACAAGGACUCCUCCUCCUCCAAGGGCGAUGGAGGUAAGAAUGCCUUGGAUACCAAGAGCUCGAAGAAAUCAAACAAGUCAUCCCAUGCAAACACCAAGGACAAACUGUCUCCCUCGCCACCGCCUACACCAUCAUCGCCGACGUCUCAACAACCACUGAAGGAUUCCUCCUCAGAGACGGCGCCUGCCAAAGAUGGAUCAUCGGCGGUUGUUGAUGGAGAGGGAGAGAUGAGUGACACGUGUCCUAAGCUGGGCAGCUUCUACGAGUUCUUUUCUCUCUCUCAUCUCACGCCUCCACUUCAAUUUAUAAGGAGGGCAAUAAGACAACCAGAUGAUGACGUUUUAGCUGCCAAUUAUCUUUUCUCCCUUGAAGUAAAACUUUGCAGUGGGAAGUUGAUUCCCGUUGAAGCUUGCAGAAAAGGUUUUUAUACCAUUGGAAAGCAUAAGAUUCUUUGUCACAGUCUUGUUGAUCUAUUGAGACAACUCAGUAGAGCUUUUGAAAAUGCAUAUUAUGAUCUCAUGGAAGCAUUCUCGGAGAGGAACAAGUUUGGAAAUCUCCCAUAUGGCUUUAGAGCUAACACAUGGCUUAUACCCCCUGUAGCUGCACAAUCACCAUCUGUCUUUCCUCCUCUACCUGCAGAGGAUGAAAAAUGGGGAGGAAAUGGAGGUGGUUUAGGAAGAGAUGGAAAAAAUGAUUUGAUACCUUAUGCUCGUGAACUUUCAUCCCUUUCAUCUAUGCCAUGCAAAACAGCAGAGGAAAGGCAGGUUCGAGAUAGAAAAGCUUUUCUUCUCCACAGUUUGUUUGUCGAUGUUGCUAUUUUUAGAGCCAUUUCAGCUGUGCAACAUGUGAUGGGCAAACCAGAAUUAGCACAUUCUGCUGCAAACGGAGAAAUAAUAUAUACAGAACGAGUGGGGGAUUUGAGGAUAACUGUCAUCAAAGAUGCUUCAAAUGCUAGCUGCAAAGUAGAUACUAAGAUUGACGGAGAGCGGGCAACUGGAGUAAAUACCGAAAGAUUAAUGGAAAGAAACCUACUAAAGGGGAUAACUGCUGAUGAAAACACUGCUGCCCAUGAUGUUGCCACCCUAGGUGUUGUAAACAUGAGGUACUGUGGUUAUAUUGCUACUGUGCAAGUACUAGAGAUUGAGAAUGCGAAUGUGGGCCAUCCGCUGGAAAGCCUUGAGCUUCUUGAUCAGCCUGAUGGCGGUGCUAAUGCCCUCAAUAUUAACAGUUUGAGGUUUCUUCUUCAUGAAAAUAAUACUGCUGAACAAAAUAUACCAAUAUCACAUUCACGAACAAUAGAGUGUGAAGAACAUAGUUCUUCCCAAGCUUUUGUCGAGAGAUUGUUGGAAGACAGCCUUAUGAAGCUUCAGGAAGAGGAAGCCGAAGAGAACACUUUUGUGAGAUGGGAACUUGGAGCGUGCUGGAUACAGCAUUUACAAGAUCAGAAAAAAACAGAAAAAGAUAAGAAACCAUCUAGUGAGAAGGCCAAAAAUGAGAUGAAAGUUGAAGGACUUGGAACACCGCUCAAAUCCCUUAAAAAUAAAAAGAAGAAUUCAGACAAAAAUAGUACAGAAAUCCAAUCUGAAAACUUAAAGAGUGAUGUAGAUUUUGUAAAUGAGGAGGCUGAAAAAACUGUGACAAGCUCGAAGAAAUCUCUAAUUGAUACUGUUGCCAACGAAAACAAGCUUAUGCUAAAGGAGUUAUUAUCCGAUAGUGCUUUCACUCGGUUAAAAGAGUCGGAGACUGGACUUCAUCUCAAGACGAUGCAAGAACUAAUUGACUUGUCUCAAAAAUAUUACAAAGAAGUCGCUCUUCCAAAACUGGUUGCAGAUUUUGGUUCUUUGGAACUUUCUCCAGUGGAUGGUCGGACUUUAACUGACUUCAUGCACACUAGAGGUCUUCGGAUGCGAUCUCUUGGGAAAGUAGUUAAGCUUUCAGAAAAGUUAUCGCAUGUGCAAUCUCUUUGCAUCCAUGAGAUGAUUAUACGAGCUUUUAAGCAUAUUCUAGAGGCAGUAAUUGCUGCUGUUGUCAAGACUGAGGAAAUGGCAGAAUUGAUUGCGGCAACAUUGAAUAUGAUGCUUGGAGUCCCUGCAAAUGGACGACCAAAUAAGUCUCAUGUUAUCCAUUCCCUCGUAUGGAGGUGGCUGGAGGUAUUUCUCAAAAAGCGAUUUGAAUGGGAUCUAAGCAGCUCAAACUACAAGGAUGUGAGAAAAUUCGCAAUUCUUCGCGGUGUAUGCCAUAAGGUUGGCAUUGAGCUUGUCCCUAGGGAUUUUGAUAUGACAUCUUCAAACCCUUUCCGGAAAGAAGAUAUUGUCAGUCUAGUUCCAGUGCAUAAGCAAGCGGCAUGCUCUUCUGCUGAUGGACGGCAACUCUUGGAAUCUUCUAAAACAGCUUUGGAUAAGGGGAAGCUUGAAGAAGCCGUCAGCUACGGAACAAAGGCUCUUGCAAAGCUGGUAGCAGUAUGUGGACCCUAUCAUCGUAUGUCUGCAGGUGCUUACAGCCUUCUUGCAGUUGUUUUAUAUCACACAGGAGAUUUCAAUCAGGCCACAAUCUAUCAGCAAAAAGCUUUGGAUAUCAAUGAACGAGAGUUGGGGCUUGAUCAUCCAGAUACCAUGAAAAGUUACGGGGACCUUGCCGUUUUCUAUUACAGACUUCAACACACAGAGCUGGCUCUCAAAUACGUAAAGCGAGCAUUGUAUUUGUUACACCUCACGUGUGGUCCAUCACAUCCAAACACUGCUGCAACAUAUAUAAAUGUGGCUAUGAUGGAGGAAGGACUGGGUAAUGUGCAUGUUGCUCUCAGAUAUCUCCAUAAAGCUCUGAAGUGCAACCAAAUGCUCCUUGGUCCAGAUCAUAUUCAGACAGCAGCUAGUUAUCAUGCUAUAGCAAUUGCACUUUCGUUGAUGGAAGCGUAUCCAUUAAGUGUUCAGCAUGAGCAAACAACCUUGCAGAUACUCCGAGCAAAGUUGGGCCCGGAUGACCUUCGUACACAGGAUGCUGCUGCAUGGCUUGAAUACUUCGAGUCCAAGGCUUUUGAGCAGCAAGAAGCGGCUCGAAAUGGGAGUCGAAAGCCUGACGCAUCUAUAGCCAGCAAGGGUCAUCUAAGUGUAUCGGAUUUGCUUGACUACAUUAAUCCAAGUCAUGAUUUCAAAGGGAAAGAUGCUAGAGGAGCGAAGAGAAGUUAUAACGCAAAGGUGAAGGGAAAAUCUCCUCAAAACAGUAUUGCCUCCCCAAAAUUUGAGGCUUCUCCCAGAGGUACUCUGAAAGAGGUGUCAGAUGAAGAGAUCCAAAUUCUUGAGGCUGAAGUCAAGAACAACGUGAACCAUGAAUUAAUUUCUUUGUCAGUUCAGCAUGAAGAGAAUGUGGUAAAAGAAUCUACUGCAGAAAUACCAGGUCAGUCCAACAAACCUUUGCUGGAGGAAGCUGUAGUUAGAAAGCCUGCUGUUUACGGUGAUGCCUCGCCUGAAACACAUGCCGAAGGAGAAGAUGGAUGGCAGUCAGUUCAAAGACCCAGAUCAUCUGGCUUGUAUGGGAGACGACUGAGGCAGCGAAGGCAGAAUGCAAGUAAGAUUCUUGCUUAUCAGAAAAAAGAAGUUGCUGAAGUGGAUCAUCCUAGACUCAAGAAUAACCAUCUAAGUAGUAAAUAUUAUCUGUUAAAGAAACGGACAAUGUCUCCAGGAAGUUAUACUGAAUAUUUUGUUGCAAAAGGUCCAUCUCCAGGUACCAAAUUUGGGCGAAAAUUAGUCAAAGCAGUAACAUACAGAGUUAAGUCUGUAUCUUCAUCUGCCAAAGAUGCUUCUGCAGAGACCUCCAAAAAUGAAGGUGAGUCAUUAUGUUCCCCAGUAGAGCAAGGGAUGGUUUCCAUACAAAGAGAGGUUGGACCAGUAGCAAAGAAAAGUUCAAUAGUAAGCUUGGGGAAAUCUCCUUCUUAUAAGGAAGUAGCUCUGGCGCCACCAGGUACUAUACCCAUGCUGCAGGUGAGACUUCCCCAAAAUGAAACUCUUGAAAGCAAGGAACUCAAAAGACAUGAUGAGCAAAACAAUGAGGUUGUGGAAAAUACUGGGUCCAUGCUAUUAAAUGCUGAAAAUAUUGAGGAAGAGAAUAUUCAAGUUUUAGUUGUGCAUCCCACGACCCAUCUGAAAAAUGAAGAUGACUCUUCUGAAAAGAAAGGAGAAAUUCUUUCAAAGGACACAACAGAUGAUAAUAACUCAGAGGUUGCAGUAAUUGUAGCACCGUGCGAAUCCGGCACUGUUGACUUUAAUAAAAUGGUUCAGCAAGAUAUUCAGAAUGAUAACAGUUCAAGUUCUGUAGAUUCUCUAGAAAUGCUUAUUUGUUCCAAGGAUUCAAUUAACAUAGCGGAAGCUGAUAAUGAUCCAAAAUCUACUUUAGGAGGAGUCGAAGAACUAAAGGUGAAAUCUUCAGUGGACGGUUCAAAUGAAUCCAGAGAGAUAUCCAAUAAGAAGUUGUCUGCAUCAGCAACUCCAUUUAACCCAUCACCAACCGCUGGACGUGUAGCACCAUUGUCUAUGAACAUUACUCCCCCUUCUGGUCCGGGAACUGUUGGCCCUUGGCCAAUGAAUAUGACUCUUCAUCCAGCUCCCACUACCAUUUUACCCAAUCCCAUGUGCUCCUCCCCUCACCACCCAUAUCCAUCACCUCCACCAACACCUAACAUGAUGCACCCCUUGCCAUUUAUGUACCCUACAUACACUCAACCCCGAUCAUUACCACCGAGCACUUUUCCGGUACCUAGUGGUCCAUUUCAUCCCAAUCAUUUUGUCUGGCAAUGUAACAUAAAUGCCAAUUUGUCGGACUACAUUCCUGGCGCAGUUUGGCCUGGCCCUCGCCCAAUAGAGUUGCCUGUCUCGCCACCUGUAGUUGAGUCAAUUGCUGAAUCCACUUCGGAGUCAAAGGAGCAACUUAUUUACUCGGAGACUCUGAAUUUGGCACAAAAUUUGCCAAUAGAGUCAAUUGCUGAGUCCACUUCAGAGUCAAAGGAGCAACUUAUUUACUCGGAGACUCUGAAUUUGGCACAAAAUUUGCCAGUAGAUCUGGACACUGGGACUGAGUCUAAGAAAGAAGUAGCUCUUCUAGCAUCAGAGACAGUGGAGAACUUAAAUGACAUAGUUGUGGUUCAAUCAGGAAAUGGGGAAGAAAAACAUAAAUCUAGUAUACAUAGCCUUACUGUUCCUGCAAACCAAUUAAUGAACAAUCCUAGUCCAAAAGAAGAGGACAUCAGAUGCAAUGAUUAUCAUGUGCAGAGACAGCAAUCAGAUGCUGGUGAAGAAAAAACCUUCAAUAUUUUAAUCAGAGGGAGAAGAAACCGAAAGCAGAUGCUGAGAAUGCCAUUAAGUUUGCUCAAAAGGCCAUACAGUUCACAGCCAUUCAAAGUUGUAUAUAGCAGAGUUGUCAGAGAAACCGAGCGUCCUAGGUCUACCAGUUUUGCUUCAAAGGAAACUAACACAGCUAAUACUACAUACAUAGAUGUCUUGGAUUUUCCAGCUUUAGUGGAUGGAAAUUUAAUGAGAUGCCUGAGUACAUCAUUUCAAAAUACACAGGUUUCCUUUGGGAAAUUCGUAUUUGGACUUUCAGAAAAUUUUCUUUUUAUUCUAGAUUUUGAAAAUUCUUAUCUACUUCCUGCGUGGUGUUGUGAAGUUUGA
This is a messenger RNA of Fraxinus pennsylvanica, 6243 nucleotides long. The record is from the annotation of a GenBank genome assembly. Lineage: Eukaryota; Viridiplantae; Streptophyta; Magnoliopsida; Lamiales; Oleaceae.